This is a messenger RNA of Bradysia coprophila, 3643 nucleotides long. RefSeq names its product MYB binding protein 1a. Gene Ontology annotation, biological process: regulation of DNA-templated transcription. Lineage: Eukaryota; Metazoa; Arthropoda; Insecta; Diptera; Sciaridae. Gene Ontology annotation, molecular function: transcription corepressor activity; sequence-specific DNA binding; transcription factor binding. The record is from RefSeq and is a predicted model, not a curated record. Gene Ontology annotation, cellular component: nucleolus.
UGCUGUCAUCGACAUAAACAAAAACACGUGCGCUACAGUUACAAUGAAAAUGACUGAAGAGAAACCGAAAUUAAAUUCAAAACUGGUUGAUUCGAACAUUUUCGAUUUGUUUAAGCCCUUAAACAGUGAUGAUCCGAAUGUUACCAUCGAUGGCAGUGUUGAAUUGUUGAAAUAUUUCGCCAAAACCGAUGAUUCGACGGAACAACGUCGUUACGGCUUGAAGCGAAUCAUCCGUGGUCUGGGUGCAUCAACAUGUUCAUCGAAGACCGUCUUCUUCCGGACACUGGUCGGCAUUCUAAUGCAACCGUCAUGUGCCGCAUUGAGUGUUGACGAAUUGGUUCAAGUGAUGGAGAAGGAGUUGAAGCUUGGCAAGGAAAUCAAAAAUAAGGAAGAUUCUGAUGCCUUGAUUGGUCACAUUUUGCUAUGCGGAUCGCUGAUACGAUCGAACAAAUUGGAUUCGGGUACUGACGAUGACCUGUCGAAAUGCGUUCAAUUGCUAACUGCAGCAUCGCAUCAUAAACUAGUUCACUCGUCAAUGGCAUUCACCUUUUUAAUUGAAUUACUGUCCAAGUCGCCUCCCGAACGUUUCAAGUCGAUAGUGUGGCCGAUCGUAGCAAAGCAACUACAACGCCCGUGGGAACGACAGAACAUCAACACAGUUCACUUUCUAUUGGCCAUACAUGCCAAAUAUCCGGAAUUGCUCGAUGCAGACUACCUGCUUUCAUCACUGCAAACACCUGAAAUUCUGUCACCUCUGUCUUACAAGCAUUUGGGUCGUAUGUUCUGGGGCAACACCACAAUGAAUGCGGUCACACAUCCCGCAUACGAUGAGCUAUCGCAGUUCUUGUGCCAAUCCAACUCCAGCCAAUUGGUGAAGUUUUGGCGUAGCGAAGUGAAUGAGUGCCUGGCGGCACCGAGUAAAUUGAAGGAAAUUGUGACGGUGAAAAUUCUGAAGGAUUUGUUCAACAGCAGACAAUUCAAAACGAAAACGCUGCUUAAGCUGCUGACCGAUCGUUUCAUCAAAAUGAUUGUCGCGUCACUGAAAAAUGUCAAACAAAUGAAGAAGGGCAGUUACUUGGUGUACUAUUAUGACGAAUUCUUCGAAGCGAUUGACAAGCAUUUGGCACAAGCAACCGACGACGAUGAGAAAAUUGAAUUGAUCACCAGAUUCAUAUUGCAUCCGGGUGCGUUGACCAUUGAAAAGUACACGUCAAAGAACAUCGUCCAUCAAAUGAUCCAGAAUUUGGGCAGUGCUGGAGUCGUACGCAUGACCGAAAUCUACCAGACAAUUUUCAUCGGCAAAUUGGCAAAGGAUCCGACCGAUUCAACGGUGCAGUGGCUGAAUGUAGAAAGACAGCAUGCCGUUCAGAUGAUGCAAUUUCUUGUCGGACUUAAGGUUGUGCAAUCCGAAAUCGCUUGGCGAAUUGAACAAACGAAAUUUCUUGCCGGCGUCAGUUUGUUUUACAUGUCGACAGAGGGUAAGCCAACGACCGACAAAAAGGAUAGCAGCCUUAUCACCAAGGAUCUGUGGAUGAACGUGAAAAAUAUUUUCUACCUGGGUCUGCAGACCAAAUUGCCCAAUUUGGAAGACCAGCACGAAAUGUUGCUGUCAGUCGUUCAGUUCUGCAACGAAAUUCUAUCGAAAAAGGGACGCGACAAAUAUUUGCGAGAACCGAUAACCAGCGAGGCAAUAGAAUCGUGGAAGAAAAUGUUUGAGUUCGUCGCCACACCGCUGAACGGAUCGAACAAACUGGACAAAAAAUUGGAUUUGAUAUUUCGCAUCAUGUUCAUGUUCAUGGGACUGCAAUUGUUUCGUGAACAGGAAAUGGCUCAGUUAGCCAUCGUCGAUUUGGAAAAGUGUAUGGAGAAUAUCAAUCAAAAGAAAAUCACCGCCAAACGGUCCAAAAAAAUCGCCGAAGAUGAGCCGCAAUGGAUUGAGGUCGUUGUGGACAUCUUUUUGCAUCUGUUGUCAAAGAAUACGAAAUUUUUGAAAUUCGUAGUCAACACGCUGUUCUCACAUCUGUGUCCGUCUCUCACAUUGACCGCAGUCAAUCAAAUUUUAUCGGUUCUGGACAUGAGCAUCGCUAAUCCGUUGAGCAACGAAGAGGACGAAGAUAGCGAGGAUGAUGAAGAGGAGGAAAAUGAUGGAAAAGCUGAUGAUAGUGCAGCCGAAGAUGAAAGUGAGGAUGACGAGGAAAGUGCGGAGGGAGAGGAAGACGACGACGAUGAUGACAUGGAUGAUGAUGAAGGUACAGCCGCUGAUCAUUUGCGUAACGCUCUUUCAUCCGUUCUUGGUAUACCAUCGGACACCGAAUCAGUGGAUCUGGAUGAUAUGACCGAAGAAGAGGCAGCACGCUUAGACAAAGGUCUAUCGGCUGUGUUUCAAUCAAUGAAAAAGUCGAACCCGAAGAAAAAGUCGAAAAAAGAACGAAUCGUUGCCACGACCGUUAUGCACUUCCGCAUCCGAGUACUGGAUCUCGUCGAGAGUUAUUUAAAAACGGCACCGUCAAUGGAAGUCUGUCUGGAAAUUAUGCUGGCAUUAUUCGGUAUGGUUGAGCUGAGUGUGGACGGUGAACUGAAGCCGUUGUACGAUCGAAUUGACAAAGUGCUGGCAAAACUAUUGAGUUUGAGACAGUUCCACAGCGUUGCCAAUGUUGAAGAAGAUCAUCUCUGCAAGAUUCUCGAUGGAUUGAUGGAACGGAAGGUAAACCCAGCGGUUGUCGAAAUUUUCAACAAAUUGCUGUCGAAGAGUGUCGCCUUCAUUGUUAGCAAUCUUCACUUGGUGGCCAAACAAAAUGGGACAGUUUUGGCUGCGAUAACGACAUACGCAACCACAUUCCUGGACACACGCGGCCCAAAAAUGAGUUUUGUUUUGCUGAAAGACCUUUUCCAACUACGUUGGAUCGGCAUAUGGUCGAUUGGUGUGUCGAUGGCCGAGCACGGUUUCGAUUCAACGAAUCAAAAUAUUCGUCCACUACGGCGAAUGCAACUGUUCGAAUUGCUCGGUCAAUUGUACAAAAAUCAUGGAUUUAUCAAACAGAAUUCGGACUCGAUUGGCAAGUGGAGUCGAAAGAUUGUUGGUCGGGUGGUCAAAUAUGUGGAUGCUAUGCAACAAAUGGACAAAGUUCAACCGAAGGAAUUUCUGGCACUGACCACUCUGUUAUGCGAAGUCCACAAAGGUAGUCGAAACGUGGACAUUCUGAAAUUGAACGAUAAAAUCGACUGGAAGGGCAUCGGCGACAAAGUCCAGAAUAUUCGUCAGAAAAUCGUUUUGCUAUCGUUAGACUCGUACCAAAUGUUUUGCCGACAAAACGGCAUGAAAGUGUUGAAAAAAUCGGAUGUACAAAUCGUCGCCGAUAGAAACGGACACAGCAACGGUGUCACAACAACAGACGACCAUCCGGUCGGCAAUAAGAAGCAGAAACGAAAACUAGCGAAAAGUUCAGCCGACAAUGAUGAGGAGGAAACUGCGAAAAUGAAUAAGAAACAGAAAAAGCUGAGCAAAGAGGAACGUUUGAGGAUAGCAUCGGAGGGUUUCAACGGAAUUUCAUUCGCAUCGGUUUCGGUCGAUGAUGUCGAGGUCGAAUAGUGGAAUUUGUAACGAUUGUACAAUAAAUAAGAUGAUGAAAGCAAAUUGAUAAGA